AAUACAAUGGAUCGUGGGACUUCCAGGGGACGGGCGGUGGAGAAGUUUGCUGAGGUGUGCCGGGAUGUCCUGACUGAGCCUGAACGCCUAGGCCUGUAUAAGCUUCUCAGCGACUAUCACAGGAGACGAAGGGUUGAACGACUGGUCCCUGGACUGUUCAAGGUCAUCAGGGAGGAAAAUAGGAUGGAGGUCAUCCACGUCCUGCGUCAGCUGAUUCCAUACGCGCACCUGCCAGAAUUCGACAGACAAACCCGUCAGAGAAGGGCCAGGGGUCAACUCAAAACCUUCUUUUGGGACGACGAAGAUGAUGGGAUAGGAACCACAGUCAGCUUCAGCAGUGAGGACGAGUCGGAGGGUGAGAAAACUCGGGAGGAUUUACAUGAAGUAACCUUACAUAGGGAUAGUCCAUCACAGAAUCUAGGAUUCAGUAUCAGGGGCGGAUCAGAGCAUGGUCUGGGGGUGUAUGUCAGUGAGGUAACACCCGAUUCUUUAGCGGCUGGAGCAGGAUUGGAGUUUGGUGACAAAAUCUUGUCAGUAAAUGGCGUCAGUCUAAAGAAUAAGUCCAGCAGUAUUGUGGCGAGUCUUAUGACCAGCAGCUCAGAUAUCAACAUGACACUGAGGAUGACCGGGCACCUGCCAAAAUGGCGAUUAUUCAAGGAAAAGACAGCAUGGUUUGACCACGAGAAAAAGACGGUAAUAUGUGGGGAGUUUGAGAAAUCUGGAGCUUCACACUACAUAAAAGGUCUAGACAUGGAUAUUCCCGAGCGAAGAGUGACAUUGAUCAAUGAUGGAGUUCUGGGGCUCAAUAUUAGGGGAGGGUCAGAGUUUGGCCUGGGUAUUUACGUGUCAAGCAUUGACCCAGGGGGGCAAGCAGAACGCCAAGGGGUAAGGGUUGGAGACCAGAUAGUGGAGGUCAACGGUGUUAAAUUUGAAGACGUUACACAUGCCAGGGCUGUAGAUGUUCUAACGAGUCAGGACCACAUAAUUAUUACACUGAGAGAUGUUGGUCGAUACCCGGCAUUUAAAGAGGUGUAUGGAAAAUAUUCUUGGAUUCAUGGAAACCCUAAAGUUGGAACACGCAAAAACAAAGCACUGCAUGUAAAAGUUCCGGUGGAAGUUUUGUCUCAGCGGUCACAUGACCAUAAUUCUGACAGCGCAUACAAUGACGGACUUCCUUUGCAAUCCGAGAUUUAUCUUCCAAGCACAAGCCAAGGAUCAGGAAAAGAGAAAAUGAUAGUAGACGACAGCGAUAUGGACGAUUUGGGGUCUGUCAACUUAGAAAUGUGGAAACACGCCGAGGGGUUCCAAAAUCCUGCUUAUAACUCAGAGUUUCGGAAGGACGAAUACAAUUCUGGUGAGUCGGAUUCAGAUGAGGGAUCUGGAAUUCAAGGAGAAUACAGUAUGAUGACAAUGGAUGCAAAAAUGAUGGAAGAAUUCGAACUUGUAGAUAUUGAGCGGAAGGAAGAUACACCGAUAGACAUUGAGAAAGAAACCGUGAUCGAUCUCACUUUGAAAGAAACAGAUGACGAGGCGGUUUAUAUUUCAAAGACUUCAAGGCAGUACUCUUCGAGGAACAAUAAAAUUAUAGAAGAAAAGAUGGAGUUUUUGGAACCAUCAGACGCUGAAGACAGUUGUUCAGCAAGUCUGAGUUGUUCACCAGUAAGUCUGGAUUGUUCACCAGGAAGACUGAGUUGUUCACCAGAGACCAGACGAUACACAGCUUGGUCCGACGAAGAAAUAUUUAAAUAUAAUGGAGAAGAUGAAAGUGUCAGCCCAGCGUCUUCUCGACGAAGUAUGGGCGAAUAUUCGGAACAAGAAUUUGAUUCAAGGAUGAACGCUCCAGAUUUGAAGGAAUAUCAAACAAGUCGCCAAUCAUCUCCUUCGCCGGCAUCGAGUGUUCGAUAUAUUUCCAGGAAAGACAGUGAUCACAUUGAAGAUGAUAUUGAAAUUCAGGAAUUUGUGGAAAAGAACAAUGCUUCUCAAAUUCAAAAAGAAGUAAAUCCAUAUGCUUCCAUCGAGAGACAAUUAAGUACAGGUUUUGUAGUCAGUGAUGAAGAGAUUGUAGUCAUGCGAAGUUUCGAUAGACAGAUAGGUGAUUCUGAGGAGAUUCAUUCACUUCCAAGUGAUACUGAACACUUAGUUCAAAAUGAAUCGGACUCGGUGUCAUCAUCCGAAAAGAUAAAACAUGAAAUAAAAAAUAGAAACCUUCUUAAGUACGAAUCAACCAGCUUUAGAAGUAGUAAGCCGCAACUAUCACCGUUGGAAUUGCAGGAACAGACCAUUUUGCUUCCUGUUAAUCAGAGUAAGAAAGAUGAAGUAGACAACCGACAAAAGGAGGACCACAAGGAUCCAGGUUCUUCUCCGAUGACAGAGAUUUCAGGAAACUUAAAGAUGCCGAAGACUCCGGAGAAAGACAAAACUAGAGACUUGGCUUCAAAACGCAGAGCUCGUGGAAACUGGAAAGUCUUAAGAGACAAGAUUAAAGGAAGUUUACGCAUUAAGCCCCUCUCACGCAAAGGUCUAGAAGAAAGGUUAAGAGAGAUAGCAAGGGAAAAUGAACAGUCAGACAGGCAAAGAGUUUCAUCAAACAAGUUCCAAAAAACCACCGUGUCUUCCAACAGUGUGAAGGCUUUAGAGGAGGCAUCCAAACGGUUUCUAGACGCACAAGAACUUUCAGACCUUCUAACACAGAUCAGAAUGUACCAUGAAAGUCAUGAUCUGGACCGAUUGUUGGAGGUUCUAUUAGCCAUGUUAGAUACUCCAGAGAAGAUCUUAUUACUGAGGGAAAUAAGAAGUGUUAUCUUCCCUGUGGACAUCUACAGAUUCGAGCUAUCAGUCAGCAGAUACGAAAAGGAAGCUUAUGAAAAAUUGUCGACCAAACUACAUCUUUAUCUUAACCAUGGCAAGGAGCGCAAGCCAAAGAAGCACUUGCUCCACACCGAAACGGAUGAGCACGGCCAUUUCUAUGUGAAGUCCGUUGAACAGUUCUCAAGGGAACAGGAGCUGAAGAAGACGGUUGUAGAGGCCUUGUCUGGAGCCAAAGAUAGAGAUGAUGAUAAUGAUGGAGAUAGAGAAGCUUAUGGAGAUAGAGAUAUUGACGUCCUCAGGCAUGACUCUGGGCUCUGUAGCAGAACAGACUCCAUUCAAGAAGACACAAGAAGUGAUGUGAUUUCCUUGAAGUCUAGUGAGAUAUCUACAAGAAAAAUAACAGCUAACAUUUCCAAGAACAAACAAAACCUAGGUCUCUGUGUGUCGGGAGGCAUAGAGAGUAAAGCCCAGCCUGAGAUCAAGGUAGAACAGGUGUUAGAGGAUGGGGCAGCAGCGGACGAACCAGCGAUACAGCCUGGAAUGGUCAUCUUGUCCAUCGAUGGUCACAGUAUGGUAGGAGUCAGACAUUCUGUGGCAGUCAACGCUCUCAGGUCGUCCUUCAGCAACAAACGGAAGGUCAAUAUGACAAUCGUAUUAAAAAGAAUAGAUACCUGACCUUGGGACAAGGCCAUAGUAACAGUUUAGUAAAUAAAUUUUCUUUGUUGCAUGGUUCUACUCUACUGACCACAAACUUCACAAACCGUAUCAACAAAGAAAGCAUUAGUCUCGUAAUUUGACUUUUUUGUAUACAGUACUUUAUAUUUUUCUUUGUAAUCUCAUCAGUUUCCUGCUACAUUAUGUAGUCCAUUAUGGUAUUUUCAAUUUUUAGACUAUUUAUAAAGCGAAAUUAAAGUGAAUUUCUACCUGACUGAAAUCUUAAAUCUGGGCAUUAUGAGUAAAAACCUGUUUGAUUAUGAAAAAUAAAGGAAACUUGCUUUUUUCAAACUUGACAUUUCAUUCUUAUGAUUAAUGAUUAUCAUAAUAAUCUUUUUUAUGAAUGUUUAGGCCUAACUGAAAAUUUCCUUUUAUGAACAGUUGUUGUUAACUCGUACUACUGUAUAGAUAUAAAAAAAUUAUAUUAGCUUUCUCACAAAGUUGCGAAUUCACAAAACAGUGAAAAAUCCGUAUGUUAAAAAGAUUGGGAACGUGUUAAAUCAACCUCAGCGCUGAUGUUGCAGAGGAAGAAUAAGCGAAAUUAGACGGUCAGACCCUAUACAGUAUGAUUGUGUGAUUAUACAUGAUUCAGUUUAACUAUACUUAUUGUACAGUUUCUGUAACUAUACUAAUUGUACACUUCUCUAGAACUAUACUUAUUGUACAGUUUCUGUAACUAUAUUUAUUGUACAGUUUCUCUAGGACUAUAUUUAUUGUACUAUACGUAUUGUACAGUUUCUCUAGAACUAUACGUAUUGUACAGUUUCUCUAAUUAUACUUAUUGAACAGUUUCUCUAGCUAUACUAAUUGUACAAUUUUUCCUAUGUAUUGGUAAAAUGUAUACUUAGUCAUUGACUGGCUUUCACCACUCAUGCAAUCCUUUAUAUAUCAUUUUGUUGAAAUUAUAUCAAUUAUAUAUUUAUAUCAAUUAACUUACAUAUUUUAAUGUCAUUUCUCUCUGUGCAGAUAUAGAGAUGAUAAAUUUUAAUCUAUUUUUUUUUUACA
This is a messenger RNA of Saccostrea echinata, 4527 nucleotides long. RefSeq lists its product as uncharacterized. NCBI's taxonomy places the organism in Eukaryota, Metazoa, Mollusca, Bivalvia, Ostreida, Ostreidae. Bases 7 to 3483 code for a protein of 1158 amino acids. The record is from RefSeq and is a predicted model, not a curated record. The transcript is spliced from 16 exons. Gene Ontology annotation, cellular component: plasma membrane. Gene Ontology annotation, molecular function: protein binding.